Molecule: messenger RNA, 1766 nt
Organism: Exophiala xenobiotica
Lineage: Eukaryota; Fungi; Ascomycota; Eurotiomycetes; Chaetothyriales; Herpotrichiellaceae
Exons: 2
Coding region: 157-591 (144 amino acids)
Source: RefSeq, a predicted model, not a curated record
GCUGGUGGUGGCUUUGAAUCCUUCCUGCCUUGGACAAAACGGAAAAGGAUUGCCCCGAAGAACGAAGAUGGCGGUGGAGAGAAAAGAAGGAGGCACAUAAAAGAAGAGGAGGAAGAAAAGGGUUGAGAAGACCAAGAGUUUUGUGGUUUAGUAGUAAUGAGUAGAGAGGAUUCAGAGAUGCAUUGGCCGGCGGUAGUAGUGGAAGAGAGCACGUACAAAGACGGAACCUGUACACAUAGGUUCAUUCAGAAUAAGCAGCGACUUACCAGGUAUUAUUGGCACGGUAGAAAAGACACGGGCGGGACAGACUGGCUCGUUCAAGAUGCAUCGGGGUCAACCGGGCGAUCAGCGGCCAUGGAGCAGCGGAGAGAUGGCGAGGCCGGCCUCCCCGGUUGCGGACGCCGGGCGGAGGUGUCUACGAGAGGAGAGAAAAGAAGAGUCCAUCAUAUCAGAGCCCAUCCACCCAGUGCCCAGGCGGCACCUUCCCUGCCAACAACGCGCGCGAUAAAUGGACGAAUUGGACUGGGGCUCCAUACAAUCUCCUUACGGGACGCUUGGGGGAUUCAAGGCAAGCACCUAGGGAUGAGUUGAGUGGACAUCUUCCGACGCUUCUCGGAUCUUGAAAACACAAUUGCGGCACGGGGAGCGAAAGCCGAACCCACCUUAAGUCGAGAUAAUACUAGAGAAGAGACAGGGAACACGAAGCAGGUCGUGAUAUAGUGAAUCACGAGUCACCAUUGGCGCAUCGUGCACCAAGUGAAUGUGGAUGAGAAGGGAUAUGUGCUCCCACACGACGAUGUGCCACUGCCCACUGACCGGUGCCAGGACUAACUUGGUGCGGCAAUGCUGAUACUAGAACUCCAACAUACUCGAUAGGAGUUCCUCUACGGAAGCACCAAUCCCGACCUCGGCCAUGUGCGACAAGUAGCCGGAAAACUGGCCGUUGGCUGAACACGACAAGACCGGAAAAGUCGGUUCAGUGGAUGUCGUGCCCGACUCGGCCACCAUGGUCAAGGUCGCUUCAGUAAGCAUGUCAAAAGCAUCCCGUCCCCGUGCAGGUCGUGGUCACCUUGUCCACGCGGAACUGUGUCCUCACUUCGGGACUCGACCACAAGCAGCACAGGAACGUCAGCCCGCCGAGGAAUAAGUUGUGCAGUCCUCCCCAGGUGUCAUUGAGACGGUUGCUCACGUACAAUUGUCGAUAACCAUUGCAAAGUUGCGCCGCCGAUUGAGCACACUCCAGGUAUGUCGCGGAGGGAACACUGCUCCGAGAGUUCAUCAGACGGUAGCGGUGGAGGAGAAGGAUGGAGUGGUGAUACAUAACGUCAAACCAUAUUCGGGCGCCGAAACUAUUGUUGUGUUUGCGAUUCGACGAGAGUUGAAACGGAGAAGCUUCGAGCCACUCGCCGAGCUCACGCCUGAAAUCGUCGAUCAGCAAAUCCGGUGUUAUUGUGACCUCGGCGCCGACUUGGGGAUAGAUUGAACAUUGCAUGCGGGCCCAAAUCCGUCGGAGGCGGAGUGUAUGAAUCGCGCCGGACAUGGUGGUGCUUGCAUCGGUAUUGGACAUCCUUGGUUCACUCAACAGGCCCGACGCCGUGAUGUUCUCAUCGUCAAUGUCAAGGGGAAACUAGCCCAACGGGUCAGGAAAAUGUGCCUCAUUUGCCCAAGUGGAGAUCAUAGACGCGUUUACCUCGACGUCAAUAUCGCCAUCCGUAAUGCUCUGUGGCCGUCCGAGAGUGAUGGACAUGGCCCGAUCUAGGUUGUAA